CACACAGCAGCAAAAGUGAAAGAAGAGUGAGCACUCUUAGGAAAACAAGCAGCAGUACACAGCUAGAACAGCAGACAGAGACACACAGGCUUUUCAUUUCACUUUGAAAUUUACACACGUAUAUUGUCAAACAUGGGAUCUGCUCCAACUAAACCUGAAUUUGUUACAGUCUUGGCUGACAAACAUGUUACAAGUGGAGAUAAUAUUAUUCUUCAGUGUCAGGCAAACACAGAAGACGUAACUGCAUCAUGGGAGAAGGACAGCCAUACACUGUCUUGUGUAGAGGGCAAGCACACUGUGAAGAAAAUUGGUACAAGAUUUGUCUUGGAAAUUUUAAAUGCCCAGGAAAGUGAUGAAGGAAAUUACAAAAUAACCCUGAGCAACAGUUCAGGUUCAGCCUCAUGCUCUGCCCUUGUCAGAGUCGAAAUUAAAAACUGGAGAGAAGUGCAAUGGAGCAAAAAAGAUUCAAUGUUAAAGACUCUCAAGUCAUUUAAGAUUUGUAAUGAAGUCAAAGAGCUCCGCUACCUUGUGUAUGGACCAGUUGGAGCAGGAAAGUCCAGCACCAUAAACACAAUCAGAUCCAUUUUUGAAGGACGUCAAUUUGUAAACUGUCUGGCUGCUGCAGAAUCUACUAAGACUCACACUCUAUGUUUUGAAAGUUACAGAUUUGCAAAUGAAGAAGAAUCAUUUCCCUUUAUCUUCUACGAUAUAAUGGGUGCAGAGGCAGAAGAAGACGGGGUGCAAACUCAAGAUGUCAUCAGUGCUUUAAAAGGUCACAUAAAAGAGGGGUAUACGUUCAACCCUAACACUCCAUUGUCUGAAAGCAACCUUUAUUACAAUCAAAAUCCCAGCCUAAGUGAUCAGAUGCACUGCCUGGUGUAUGUUGUACCAGCUGACAAGGUUUCAAUGAUGAAACCAGACUUUCUCAAAAAAUUGGAGAGUGUCAGAAAAACAGCAAGCAGAAUGGGAAUCCCUCAAGUGGUUUUCAUGACAGGAGUAGACCGUGCAUGUCAAAUGACAAAGGAGAAUCUGCACAACGUCUACAAAAGCAAAAAGAUCAGAGAGAACAUGAGAAAAUACAGUAAUGCCCUGGGUGUGCCUGUGAACUGUAUCUUCCCUGUCUUGAACUAUCAUGAGGAGACCCAUGUAAAUGAGGAUAUAAACUGCCUGAUGCUGGAUGCCUUAACACAAAUUAUACAUUUUGCUAAUGACUAUGUGGUCAAAUUCUCUAAGGGACAAAUUUCACAUCAACAACCACAUUGUGAAUAAAAAAAGAAAAAAAUUCACAAGAUAUGAAAGGGAGAAUGACAAAAAUAAUUUCUUAAUUUCUAAAAGCUAAUUGUUAUUUAAAUUCACCCAAUCCUCAAUCUAAAUCAAUCUGAUAAAGCAACACAUUUUAAAAUAUAAAACUUACAGUAUAUUAUUGUUAAGAUCCCACUUUUAAAAAGGAAUCUAUCUAUUAAUUCUACAGAUAUAAAUAUAAAAUGGUUGCUUUGCAUAAGGGAGAAUCAGAAAAUAGUACAACUUAACAUAAUACUUACAGUAGGUAGUCGACAGGAAUGCCUAUUACCGCCAUGCUUACCACCGUUGCCAAACACCAGCGGUCAAAAUAAACCAGUUGGAUUUUAAAGUCAUUCAUGAAAUAACCGCCAAGUGGCGAAAUGUGACAUUUUUAGUCAUCAUCGUUUUUAAAUUUAAUUAGAGCUUAUGUCAUAAAAAAGUCAUAACAAUAUGUUGUAUCGAAGAAAUACUACAGUGAUGGGAAUUUUAACGUCCGAGUACUUUAUACAACAAACAUGAAAAAUCAGAACCAGAGCUAUUGACAUUUAUUGUACAAUAACACACUCAUUUAAAUGUUGUUUAGACAGAUGAUCAAGUUCACUAGCUAACAAUUUUACACAAAAAAAAUAGAAUAUAUAUAUAACCUUUUAUAUAUCCUACUGUAACUGUGUUUGUAUCUGUUUAUUGUUAUUAUUUGUGUCUAUGUGUCAUAGGAAUUUUUCUGGGAAUUUUGUUGUAUUAAAUAAUAUUUAUAAUCAGGGCCUCUUAUUCCUAUGUAUUCUAGGUUGUUGUUUGUUUAUUUUAGGUUGUUGUAUGUGUCGAUAGACGAUGAGUGAGUGAGUGUUGUUUUAGUGUUACUGUGUGUGCUUUACAUUGUUAAACAACAUUCAAAUGCAAAUAAUUCACGCUUGCCCACUUCCCCAGGUGUGAACUUGUCUCAGCUGUUCUCACCUAUACAUUCAGAUAAAUUGAAAUGCAUCCCUCCCCACUUAAAGAUAACAAGUCAGCUAGUCAGCUCCUGGGACAAGGAUUACUUGCCUCUUAGAGCUGAGGCCUUUCAGAAGACCUGUAGUGGUUCAAGCCUCUUCUUAAAUUUGUGUAAAUUUGAAAUUUUCUGGAUUCUACAUUCUAAAAUUGACAUUGUUACCAUUUUUAAUUCUUGGAAUGGAAUAAAUGUAGAUUUUCCUUA
Clarias gariepinus (North African catfish) is the source of this 2470-nucleotide messenger RNA. Its product is annotated as interferon-induced protein 44-like. The coding region runs from base 133 to 1269 and encodes 378 amino acids. The transcript is spliced from 9 exons. NCBI's taxonomy places the organism in Eukaryota, Metazoa, Chordata, Actinopteri, Siluriformes, Clariidae. The record is from RefSeq and is a predicted model, not a curated record.